Topomyia yanbarensis is the source of this 3352-nucleotide messenger RNA. It is a transcript of the gene Nha1, whose product is annotated as sodium/hydrogen exchanger 9B2. Gene Ontology annotation, molecular function: antiporter activity. NCBI's taxonomy places the organism in Eukaryota, Metazoa, Arthropoda, Insecta, Diptera, Culicidae. Gene Ontology annotation, biological process: proton transmembrane transport. The record is from RefSeq and is a predicted model, not a curated record. The transcript has 9 exons. Bases 211 to 2151 code for a protein of 646 amino acids. Gene Ontology annotation, cellular component: membrane.
GCCAGAGAGCCCCAACCAGAUGACAGAAACCACAAUCAGUGUACUCGAGCCGAACUAAAAUCACACCGGCCGAUCGAGCGCAAACACGUAAUCACCGGUUGCACCGUUGUAACCAUUCAUAUAAGUGAAGACAAGAAAAAUAACACAGCUGAUCGGUACAAGCACUGGUACACACAACUGCAAAUUUUUAGAAAAGAACAAUGUUUAAGAAUGCCAAACAGUGAAGCUGGAAUCGUAUCUAAUGAACCCAAACGACGAGUUAGUAUCAUCACAAAUCCAGUUAUGGAGAAUAGGAUAGGACACGACAACUUUGGAUUCGAGCCAAACUCAAAAAGGAAAAUUUCACAGCAAUCUCACUAUUCUGAGGAAGGUCCUGUAAGAAGGAAAAGCAACCUACAUAAUGCUAAUCUAGACAGCUCAAUAAUUAAUAGUUUUGAUCAGCGAGUGAAUGGAGAUGCCAACCGUAGCAAGAAACAUUCAUUCUCGGAAGCAUUCGAAAAUUUCAACCAGGAUGCCGAGGAUGCUUACCACAACGCACCACUAGAACAAUCCUGGAUAUAUUCUCUAUGUAUGCGAUGUAGAGUUGAGUACAGCACACCUUCAUGGGAACCACCUGGAUGGCAGAAAGUUUGUCCGUAUCCUUUAUGUCCAUCGUACCGACAAUUUGCCAGAAUAAUAUCUAUCGUGUUUAUUGGUCUAUUGCUAUGGGUGACAGCAUAUGUAAUAAUUGGUGAUACAGCUGCUCCAGGCGGUCAAUUGUUUCAAGUGGUUGUACUAACCGUCGCUGCUAACUUUGGAGGAUUUCUAAUAUCACUCACAACAUUACCACGGUUGAUUGGAAUGCUUGCAGUUGGACUUUUGUUUCAGAAUGUAGGAUGGGUCAAUAUCGAUGGUGAAUUUACCGUAGUAACCGCCAUACUUCGAAAGAUUGCUCUAGUAAUUAUACUAACUCGUGCUGGUUUGGAAAUGGAUCCAACCGCUUUCAAAAAAGUAUAUGUUACUAUACUGAAACUCGGACUCAUUCCAUGGAUAAUAGAGUUCGUGUUAAUUGGUGUAAUGACGCACUAUUUCUUGGAUCUACCGUGGAUGUGGAGUAUGAUGCUAGGUUCAAUAAUUGCUGCAGUAUCACCAGCAGUGGUAGUACCGUGCUUAUUUAGACUGAGAACAAAAGGAUAUGGUGUAGCUAAAGGAAUACCCACACUGAUUAUUGCUGUGGCUGGAAUUGACGAUGCAGCAUCUGUAGCAGUGUAUGGUAUAAUUUCAAGUAUUAUGUUCACAUCGCAGGGACUUGCAUUUCAAAUAGCCCAGGCACCCGUAUGUAUAUUUGGUGGUCUUGGGUUUGGAGUUUUGUGGGGUACCUUAUGCAAAUAUAUCCCCGAAAGGGGAGAUGCUUAUGUAGUUCCUAUUCGAACACUUAUGCUUUUUGGAGGAGGUCUAAUGGCGGUUUUUGGAAGUGAAAAAAUUCAUUUCGAAGGGGCGGGACCUCUAGCUGUUGUUUUUGCAGCUUUCACCGCUUCCUAUUUUUGGUGUGAUGAUGAUUGGGAUUUGGAGGACAAUCCUGUAUCCACAGCAUUCGAAAUAUUCUGGAUGAUUUUUGAACCUAUUCUUUUCGGCAUAACAGGUGCAUCAAUAAAGAUUAGCGAUUUAGACCCUCAUCUAGUGUCGAUCGGCGUCGGUUGCAUCUACGCUUGCAUCAUUAUUCGUAUAGGAAUAACUGCUGGAAUCGCAUUUGGAGACAAACUGAAUGUCAAGGAAAAGAUUUUUGUUGCAAUAUCUUGGAUGUCGAAAGCAACUGUUCAGGCUGCUCUAGGACCAUUACCCUUAAAGGCAGUCACUUCGCAGCAUCGUUCGGAGGGUGAAAGGCACUAUGCAGAGCUAGUAAAAAACGUUUGCAUUUUGAGUAUAAUAUUGUCUGCACCCUUAGGGGCCAUAUUGAUAUCCGUAACUGGAACGAAAUUAUUAAAGAAAACCAAACCAAUGCUUGAGCCACCAGAAGGUUGGCGAAGAAGUCACCGUCCUUCAUUACAUGACAUCAGUAUCAUCGAUGAAGAGGAAGAACGUGAGGAUAUCGAAGGAAUCGCAGAUGAAGAUACCGCCGCCAAUACACUGUCCAACGCGCAAGCAGCCUCUGUUUUUACCGUUACGAAGUAGACUACGAAUUAUCUUCUUUUAAUGAGCUCUGGUUUAAAUUAUAAUUCUUGAAAUGGCACUUUAUUUAAAGAUUUGAGUCACAAGUCAUCGCAUUCAAAUAUUACGUUGACGCACGGAAUAUCAAAUCAUUUUGCAGAUAUCAUUAUACAAAUACCACAGUUCUCGAUUCAUAAAUUUUGUCAUAAAAUGUAUUGUAUAUUAUUGAUUUUGCUUUAAUUAUAACAUUCCUCCAAAAACAUUUUUGAUUUUACAUUCUUGAUUAAACAGUUUGCUAUUGCAUAGACAAGCAAAACAACUAACAUCUAUGGCGCGGGUAUAGCAUAAUUAAUAAAUCGAUGUCAUUGUAAAGGGUGAGUCGAUCAUGUUAUCAUUUGGACCAAUUGUCCCAUACACCAGCACAAUCCAUAAGAGCAAAACGCGAGCAAGAGAGUUUGUUAUACUGCAUUUCGAUAAGAGCGUGCGCAGCUUAUAAUGAUGCCAUAAUGUAUAAAUUGGCGUAUAACAGUUAGGAAGAGCUAUGCGUCUUGGACAAUGUGUAUAUAUCGUUUCUUUUGUAUGAAUAUUCUAUGGAAUAGUGAAUAUAUUUAGGAGGAAAAUUUUAAGCGAGCAUAAGUAAAUUAUUUCUAAAUGGUCUCAAUAAAUAAUUAAGCGGUCGUAUGUAACACACGAACUCAAAACACAAUUUACACGCUCGUUAGGAAAACAGGAAACGCUCGGGAUUAGGAAACAAUGGGAAAGUAGGAAAUAAAGACUAACGGGAGAGGAAAAUUGGAAGUGAGAGGGAAGCUACUGGGUUAAGAUAGACUGACUACGAAUCACUUUUGCCCAUUAUAUUAGACCCUAAAGCCAUCGGAGUGGUUUAUAUUCCGAACGUGGUGGCCCUUUAAUGAACCGUCGUCGAUAGUGGCACCAUCAUCGCUAGAAACGCGUCCAAAGUGUCCACAAUCACUCCGAACUAGCCACGAGGUUCCAUUGAGACUUCCGAUUCAUCAGCCAGUAGUUGAAUCCAGUCACGAGGUGCCAGAGUGCCUUUGAAUCGCCGACCUGUUGCCGAAGAUCAGCCGUCAGAAAUAGCAGUGAUCGCCUAUCAACGCGCCCGUUUCCCGCUUUGUCCCAGCGUUCGCCGGCCGGCCAUAUAUACAAACCUACACUCACACACAAAAUUGUAAGUUGCAAUAAAUAUAUGAAGAGAGUGAAAAAA